Molecule: messenger RNA, 1061 nt
Organism: Oppia nitens
Lineage: Eukaryota; Metazoa; Arthropoda; Arachnida; Sarcoptiformes; Oppiidae
Exons: 1
Coding region: 57-890 (277 amino acids)
Source: RefSeq, a predicted model, not a curated record
GGACACAGAUCUCAACCUUAACCACUCCAUCACAGACAUACAUACACACCAGACAAAUGGGUUGUUGUGGAUCAAAGCCAGAGGAAGAACAGCCACCGCCAGAGGAACAGCCGGCCCCGGCCAGUGAAGAGAAGCCGGCGUCGCAGACACAGGAAUCGGCGUCGGCUACCGGCAGCAAAGUGGGCGAAGAAGGCGUCGACAGCAAAGUAUUGGGUGCGCCAACCGGUUCGGCUGUCGGCUCAAAAGCCGGUUCGGGUACCGGCUCGAAAACGGGCAGCAAAGUCGGUUCGUCGGUGUCGGGUACAGGUGGCGCCGGAUCGUCGGCUAUGGGAUCGUCGAUAUCAGGUACCGGAUCGGCGCUGUCCAGCAGCGGCGGCAGCAGUGCUGUCGGUUCGUCGCUAAGUUCUUCGGGCGGUUCGUCCACAUCGAAGGCCGGCGGCUCGCAGGCUGGCUCGUCGUUAGGGGGAUCGUCGACCGGUUCGACACUGAUAUCGUCGCGUACCGGAUCCAAGAUCAAAGCCGGUUCAGAAACGGCGGCCAGCGGCUCAAAGACCGGCUCGCAGACCGGCUCGAAAACUGGAUCACAGACCGGCGGCUCGAAGACUGGGUCACAGUUAGGCGCUUCGGGUUCGAAGGCCGCAGGUUCGCAGACCGCGGCCGCCGCUAGCGGUUCAAAGACUGGCGGUUCGCAGACCGGAUCGAAGACCGGAUCGAAAACUGGCGAAAAGCCUGGCAGCGCCACCGGUUCCAAGACUGGCGAUACCGGCGGAAAACCGUCGUCGAAGACGGCGUCGGCCGACGAAAAGCCGCCGUCAAAGUCCGGUUCGAAGACUGAUUCAAAUGAAAAGACCGGUUCGAAGACUGGCAGCGGUUCCAAAACAGGCGCUUAAAUUGUCAAAGAAAAUGAUGUCAAAAGACGAAGAUUUAGAAGAAGAAGAAGAAGAGAACCACUGAUUGAACAGAAUAUUUGUUUUUGUAAUUUUGUUUUGUAUAUCUUCUCUUCAUUUUCAUCUGUUUUCUUCAAAAUACAAAUAUUUUUUAAUAUUAUAAAUAAAAUUAUU